GUAAUCAUGGCCAUUCAUCAACUACCCAGUUACUCCUCCCAAUAAAAGUCCCAUUCAGUCUCUUCCCUUUUGAAACCACUUUAAUUUCUUCUCUAUUUUCCCCUUCUUCUCACAUGCAUUAAAAAAAACCUGUAAAAUACUCCAUUGAUAGAGAAAAAGUUUAAGCUUAAUGGGACUUGAUGAUGCAUGUAAAACAUGCCUUGUUCUAGGGUUAGGCUUCUCAUCGACCCCGGAAACUCCACCCAAGGCCGAAGAUCAAACUUCCAAGAACCCACCAACCAUGACGGUUCCGGCGGCGAGUUUCGAACCAUUCCUUACGCUUGGUCUUUCCGGUGAGGGCUACCGAGUUACCGUCACCAAAAAUGUUGAUGAGAACAAGGGUGGUUAUCUUCAUCAUCCUCACCAUGAAGAACCUCCCACCGCGACUGCCACCGCUCGUGAUUUGUAUCGUCAAGCUUCUCCUGAUCCCAGUGCUGUUUCAUCGUUUUCCAGUGGUAGGGUCAAGAGAGAGAGAGACCUUAGCAGCGAAGAAGUAGAGAUUGAGAAGAAUUCGUGUAGAGUUAACGAUGAAGACGAAGAUGGCAUCAGUGCAAGAAAGAAACUUCGGCUCACGAAAGAACAGUCGGCUCUUCUCGAAGAAAGCUUUAAACAACGCAGCACUCUGAACCCAGUAAUUCUCUCUCCAAGUUUAUUGUAUCUCAUAUAUUUUAUCACCUUAUCAGCUCCGAUUAACCAAUCUUUUUCGUUCUAUAAAAAACAGAAUCAAAAGCAAGCUUUAGCAAGGCAAUUAAACCUGAAACCGAGACAAGUCGAAGUCUGGUUUCAAAACAGGAGAGCCAGAACGAAGCUUAAGCAGACCGGGGUGGAUUGUGAGUUCUUGAAAAGAUGCUGCGAGACGCUGACGAAUGAAAACAGGAGACUGCAAAAAGAGUUACAAGAACUCAAAGCACUGAAAACGGCGGCACAACCCUUUUACGCGAACAUGCCGGCGGCGACCCUCUCGCUUUGUCCGUUGUGUGAGAGAACCAGCGGUGCUGGGAAUCCCAAACGCCCGUUUUCAAUGCCUUCAAAACCACAUUUCUAUAAUCACGUCACUAAUCCUUCUGCAGCAUGUUAAUUAAUUUAUAUUUCUUAGAACGUAACAGCAAAAGAAAGUGAAUUUGAAGUGUAAUUAAUUAAUUUUU
Hibiscus syriacus is the source of this 1184-nucleotide messenger RNA. RefSeq names its product homeobox-leucine zipper protein HAT22-like. Gene Ontology annotation, biological process: regulation of DNA-templated transcription. The coding region runs from base 170 to 1117 and encodes 315 amino acids. The record is from RefSeq and is a predicted model, not a curated record. Lineage: Eukaryota; Viridiplantae; Streptophyta; Magnoliopsida; Malvales; Malvaceae. Gene Ontology annotation, molecular function: sequence-specific DNA binding; DNA-binding transcription factor activity, RNA polymerase II-specific. The transcript has 2 exons.